This is a messenger RNA of Plasmodium falciparum 3D7, 909 nucleotides long. RefSeq names its product stevor. NCBI's taxonomy places the organism in Eukaryota, Apicomplexa, Aconoidasida, Haemosporida, Plasmodiidae. The record is from RefSeq and is a predicted model, not a curated record.
AUGAACAUAUAUUACGUUAAAAUUUUAAUAUUUACCUUUUUGGUAAAUACAUUAAUAUUAUCCCAUAAUGAAAAUUGUCAAAAUAACCAAUAUAAUAUAAGCCUCAUAAAAAACAACACACAAAGAACAACGAUAAAACCAAGACUCUUAGCACAAACCAAAAACCAUAAUCCACAUUAUCAUAAUGAUCCAGAACUCAAAGAAAUGAUUGACAAAUUGAACAAAGAAGCAAUAAAAAAAUACCAAAAAAUUCAUGAACCAUAUGAACAAUUGCAAGAAUUAGUAGAAAAAAAAGGAACAAAACCUGUAGGUGAACAUGGUACAGAACCUAUGUCAACGAUAGAAAAAGAAUUAUUGGAAACAUAUGAAAAAAUGUUUGGUGACAAAAAGGAUAUUAUGUUAAAAUCGGGUAUGCCCCCAAAUGAUGAUGACAGAUCAGACAAGUCAAUAACAUGUGAAUGCACUGAUAUUAAUAAUCCAGACUUAACAAAAGCAAAAAGCAAGGAUAAGUAUUUAAAACGCUUAAAAGAGGGAUGUACCCGUGGUAUAUGUACUUGCUCAGUCGGUAGUGCAUUCUUAACAUUGAUAGGUUUGGCCGCUGCAAAAAAGGCCGCCGUUGCCGCCUUUUCUGCACCUUAUGAUGCUUGUGUAUCCUCUACUUCACUAUUUUAUAUAUUUGAUUCUGGUACUCUAGCUUCUGCUCUUAAAGUAGGAAGUACAUGUGCUUCCGUUGCUACUGAUAUGGCCGGAACUGUUUCGAGUGCUGCUACAACAGCUAUAAUCCCUUUUUCUAUUUCUAUUUAUGUCCUUAUCGUUAUAACAGUCUUACUUAUAAUCUUGUACAUAUGGUUAUAUAGAAGAAGAAAAAAUUCAUGGAAGCAUGAAUGCAAGAAACAUUUAUGCAAAUAA